AUGCCUCCCCAUGUUAUUGUAAAACUGCCCAACCUUUCGCCUACCAUGGAGACGGGAACUGUUGUUAGCUGGGCAAAGAACGAAGGCGACCAGGUAAGCAUGGUUUACUGAGUUUCAUAGCUCUUAGGUUGGCGAGGGUGACCUGCUCGCCGAAAUCGAAACUGAUAAAGCGACCAUGUCUCUAGAUGCGAACGAUGAA
This is a messenger RNA of Spirometra erinaceieuropaei, 199 nucleotides long. The record is from the annotation of a GenBank genome assembly. Lineage: Eukaryota; Metazoa; Platyhelminthes; Cestoda; Diphyllobothriidea; Diphyllobothriidae.